UAUUGAUAAUGCUCAUGGUAUUGCAGAUAUUAAUUGUGUACAAUGGUCUCCUAGUGAAAGAUUUGGUAAUUUGUUGGCUUCUGCUGGUGAUGAUGGAGUUAUUAAAAUCUGGAAAUUUAUUGAAGAAUGA
Messenger RNA from Entrophospora candida, 130 nucleotides. The record is from the annotation of a GenBank genome assembly. Lineage: Eukaryota; Fungi; Glomeromycota; Glomeromycetes; Entrophosporales; Entrophosporaceae.